AUGUCUUUCUUGAAGAAGAAGAGUAGCACUGCUGGACAUUCAAGGUCAGGAUCUGCCUCAUCUAUACUCAACAAACAUGUUGAUCCUGCCAAUAUCAGUGAGUUUUAUCCAUCGUCAUUGGAUCACAAGGUGACCAGUGGUUUGAAGAACGAUUAUAGUUUUGAUUCCAGCAGCAAGGGAUCCAGGAAGUCCUCUGGUGGGAGCACCAAUUCGUUAACAUCUGAGCGACUAUUAUUCAAUUGGGAUGUCACUGAUCCGAGCCAGUGGACGAUGCCCAGGAUAAUACAGUGGUUCAGAGCUAACGAUUUCAACGAUCAGUGGAUUACAUUUUUCAAGAGGAAUAGUAUAAGCGGGAAUAAGUUCUUGAAACUUCUAGCUUACGAUAAUUUUGCACCAUACGAGAAGUCCUUACAACAGUCCAAGAGUUCAAGUUACGAAAGGUUUCAGUACUUAUUGAAGAAAACGCUGGAAGAAAACGUGGUGAAGGGAAACAACAGGAAUGGUAAUCGGAUUAUCAAUAAUUCAAGGUCGUCGAGUGAGUCUGCUAAGGUCAGCCAAAGGUUAUCGACAUCUUUUUCUACCCAUAUAAGAAGUACAUCAGAAUCGGCGCUGUUGAAUAUUGAGAAUAUUACGAAAGACAGUUCUUCUAGUGAACCUACCACAUCAAAAAAGCAAGAAGCAAGCAAUUACAGUUUACCCUUGAGGCAGGCAAAGACCAAUAGCGCAAGUGCAUUAUAUAGACGAAGCUUGAUCAGCUUACGAAAUGCAUCAUCUACGAAGGAUAACGCAUCUAAGAAUGAUAUCAAGAUAACUAUACCCCCAAGACCUCUAUCUACGACAGAAAAUACUAAUAAAUCACCGACAACACCAUCAUCUGUUAGUCCCUCUCAUACAGCUUAUACCGGUAUUUUCAGGCGACAACAUAAGACCAGUUCUUCGGAAUCCUCCCUGUUUACUUCGAUUUUUGGACAUGGUGUGGUUGAAGAGCCUGAGGAAACUCCUAAACCCAGACCAGUUGAAAAUAGAAGGAUUCCUGCCGCAUCUACAGUAAAUGCAUCUACUUCGAAACAGUCGAUUAACGUAGAUGAUAAGGCUAGGUUGUGGGAUAAAAUUAAGCGAAAGGGACAAUUACCGGCAGAACCUUCUUCUCAGCCAGCAGCAAGAAUAAUCAUAGAGGAAGUUAAGGAAUCGCCAAAGGCGGAACCACCAGAAAUUGUGAUACCUGAAGAAAUAUACCCAAAACGACCCUCAGAUUCGAGGGAACUCUUCAUUAUGUUGACGAAAGAUAAUUCAACUUUCAGUCCGUUCAACGUCCAACCUCAUCUUGGUACGGAUGUCAGUGAGCUAAAAAAAGCUGUGGCUCUAGCACUUGGGUUAACACAUUCUAAUUUCAGUAUUCAUCUGACAGAUUUUGGAGCGGAAUUUGGCUCUCAGAUACCAGACGGUCUAUUAGCUGACUUUCAGAAGACGUCUUUCCAAAAUAUUCCUAACAAACUCUAUAUCCAGGACCUAGAAAAGAAGGCUAAUCUGAAUCCAAGACCAAGAACUGAAACACUGGCUAGUCAACAUUCGACGGCAGCUAGUACAAAGAGUAAAACAUCCGUGAAAUCAAAUGCAAGUGCUGCGAGUAACGGAGAAGGCUCUUCGUCUGACUUGACUUCGAUCGAUGAUCAAGGCUCUUCUCACCGUAGAGCUUAUCCACAAACGCCCAGCCACUAUUAUGAUAAUAGCACAUCAGCUGAAACAGACUAUUGGUCGUUCAAGGAUUCUGUGCCAGAGACCAUAUCUGAUGCUCCUCACAUUACUUUACCCAAAAGUAGGCCCAGUCUUAAACUCAAUAGUUCUGUUUUGAAUACACAUGCUUCAGAGAAAAGUACCUUCCGAAUCAUCAGGCAGACAAGUGAUACUGAUAUUGAUUUCAAUAAAAGACGUGAAUCUCCCUACGUAAGAGUGGCCGAAUUAGCACCGAAGAGAAAGGCUCCAAAGCCACCAGUAAAUGGCAAUCCGGUUACAUCCGGGUCGUUGCCUAGCGCGGCUGCUAAAAAUGUUUCAGAAUCGCCAUUGGAAUCGCCGCCAAAGUUAGAUAGAAAUGGAAAGACAAUAUAUCAGAAGAAUAAACCAAGACCUCCACCUCCUCUGACGACAGAACUCGGCUCUAGACGUUCUGUGUCGUCAUUAAGCGGCCAGGAUCUGAACGAGGUAAAGGAGUCACCGGUUCAAUCGUUUACUCCUGCUUCAACACAAGUUAUGGUUCCUCAACCAUAUAAAGGUGCUUUGGAAACGUUGAAACCUCGUAAAUCUAGCGCAGAUUUAUCAAUCAGACCGCGGAUGUCUUUAAGACAAUUCAGCAGGUCAAAUUCCUCUCUAAACCGAAAAGUGCUGUCAACUUCUCGACAAACACUCAACAGGACCAAUUCUAAACCAUUAGUCACCUCAUCUACGGCUGCGGAUAUCUUUGAUGAGAAUGAUAUCUCUUUUGCUGAUGCACCAGAGCUUUCCGACUCAGACGACUAUUCUGCCUCUUCUGACGAAAUAAUAUGGUCCAGAGAUAGGAAGUCCAUAUCAAAUGACGUACCUGAAUUUAGUUUCAAUACUGAAGAUACCAUUGAUCUUGUAGGAACUGAUACUACGCAAGUGUCUGUCGGUGCAACUGAAGGUUCUGACACACCAAAGAAAAUGGCAUUAAGACCCUCUCCUGAUGUUGUUUAUCAGAACUUGGAAAAAUUCUUUCCAGAUGCUGAUCUAGAUAAUCCAAUCCUUGAAGGAUUAACACCCCCACCUUCCCCAAAUGCAGACAGUUCACCUCCAAGCCCUAGAGGUUUUGAAAAGUCAUUAAAGACAAAAUCAGAGCAACAGCCAGCAUUUCUUUCUAGUCGUGGUGAAAGUUCUCAGUUCUUGACCCCCGUCAAAAGCCUUAAACCACCUAAGAGAACAAAGACCAUCAGAAUAAUUGCCCAAGAAGCAAGCGAGGCGAGAAAAAAUGAGGUGUCUCAGAAAUUGCAAAGAAAAAAUACUAAGAUGUGGGGUACCAAAGUCGUAGAAAUAACGGAUAAACGCACAAUCUCAAUUAACAAAUCCAGAAACUCUAGGGGUGAGUAUAAAGAGUUUGCAUGGAUUAAAGGUGAAAUUAUUGGUAAGGGUUCUUUCGGUGCAGUGUAUCUAGCUUUGAACGUUACAACAGGAGAAAUGCUCGCAGUCAAACAAGUGACAGUACCCGAGUUUAGCUCUCAAGAUGAAUCGGCAAUAAGUAUGGUUGAAGCUUUAAAAUCAGAAGUAUCUACUUUAAAAGACUUAAAUCACGUCAAUAUUGUCCAAUAUCUUGGUUUUGAAGAAAAAAACGGGAUCUAUAGUUUGUUCUUGGAAUAUGUUGCAGGUGGCUCUGUUGGGUCGCUGAUAAGAAUGUAUGGAAGGUUUGAUGAUCAACUGAUAAGACACCUCACUAAACAAGUUUUGGAAGGAUUGGCAUAUUUGCAUUCAAAAGGAAUACUUCAUCGUGAUAUGAAAGCUGACAAUUUGCUAUUAGAUAAUGACGGUGUCUGUAAAAUCAGUGAUUUUGGUAUUUCAAGGAAAUCUAACAAUAUUUAUUCUAACUCGGAUAUGACCAUGCGAGGGACUGUGUUUUGGAUGGCACCUGAAAUGGUGGACACUGCUCAUGGCUACAGUGCAAAGGUUGAUAUUUGGUCCCUAGGAUGUGUAGUUUUGGAAAUGUUUGCUGGGAAAAGGCCUUGGUCUAAUUUUGAAGUAGUCGCUGCUAUGUUCCAAAUUGGUAAAUCCAAAACAGCACCACCAAUACCAGAUGAUACGAAAGAUUUAGUUUCACCUGCAGGGCAGAGUUUCUUGGAUCAGUGCUUUGAAAUAGAUCCAGAAAUGAGACCAACUGCAGAUUCUCUAGUGGGCCAUCCGUUCUGUAAAACAAGUUCGUCUUUCGAUUUCCCUAAAACUAAAUUGGCACAAUUUAUCAAAUCAAAUGAUAAGUUGAACAGCAGUAGGCUGCGCAUAAGCUCGCAAGAGCUGUAG
Messenger RNA from Kluyveromyces lactis, 4017 nucleotides. It is a transcript of the gene BCK1, whose product is annotated as mitogen-activated protein kinase kinase kinase BCK1. Gene Ontology annotation, biological process: protein phosphorylation. The coding region runs from base 1 to 4017 and encodes 1338 amino acids. The record is from RefSeq and is a predicted model, not a curated record. The transcript has a single exon. Gene Ontology annotation, molecular function: ATP binding; protein kinase activity. Lineage: Eukaryota; Fungi; Ascomycota; Saccharomycetes; Saccharomycetales; Saccharomycetaceae.